Ylistrum balloti is the source of this 2201-nucleotide messenger RNA. Its product is annotated as neuromedin-U receptor 1-like. Gene Ontology annotation, biological process: neuropeptide signaling pathway. The transcript is spliced from 2 exons. Gene Ontology annotation, molecular function: neuropeptide receptor activity. NCBI's taxonomy places the organism in Eukaryota, Metazoa, Mollusca, Bivalvia, Pectinida, Pectinidae. Gene Ontology annotation, cellular component: membrane. Bases 344 to 1597 code for a protein of 417 amino acids. The record is from RefSeq and is a predicted model, not a curated record.
AAGUAGUAUUCCAGUGAUAAAUCAGAAAAUACUCGUUUAUAAACGUACUUUACUAAUAACAGUCUGCGAUAUAUUCAUUCCGUUUGGCUGGCCAUCCAUGUUCGCCCUUUCUACAUGAGUGCACGCUACAGAGUAUAAAAAAUAUGGACAAUUCUGUCUGGAGCUAAUGCAUUCGUGCUUGACGUCAUUCCAGAGGAUUAGAUUGACCCAAAACUUUUAAACUACCGAGAUUAUGAGAAUAUCUGAAUAAUUCUCCAAGUGUUGGAAGCUUAGAUAUUCACCAAUAAACACCACAUUCACACUAGCCACUGAGAGUUUGAGUGGAAUACAUCUUCAAAUUAUUAUGGAACCAAACGUGACGUCAGACCAAAUUCUUCUAGAAGAGGCAAAUCAAAAGAAGGUCAUGGUUCUACUUCCGGUAAUUAUUCCCGUCAUUAUCAUUAUGGUCCUUGGAACUCUUGGGAACUCCUUAGUCUGCUACGUCUACUACUUCCGGAUGCGCAAAACGCCGUCGCACUAUUUCGUUUUGUUCUUGGCAGUUCUGGAUUUGGUUUCAUGUUGCAUAGGAAUGCCUUCCGAGUUAGGGGAUCUGUUUCUCCCAUAUACAUUCACUUUAACGUUUGCAUGCAAGUUUCUUCGUUUUGUGUUAUCAUUUACGAUUAUAUCGGCGUGUAUAACUCUAAUAAGUGUAGCAUUCGACAGGUAUUACAAAGUCUGCAAACCUCUAAAAGGGUUUCCUAUACGGAAAGUCCAGAUUCUGUGUGGAAUAGCGAUCAUUAUCGGAGCAGUUUUAUCGUGGCCGGCCCUUGUUAUCUUUGGGAUAAAAACAGUGGAAACGCCUGAAUCGGGUCUGUACGGUACCGAGUGUUCUACUUCAGACGCAAUGGGAGGGACUGUUUACCCGCUAAUCUACUAUGCCACUCUUAUUACAGCAUUCGUUGUGACAUUCGCAAUAUUUACAACGUUAUACGUUAGGAUAGGCAUGGAAAUAUAUCGCCGCAAAAAAAAUCCAGUUGGCGAGAGGGGACCUCCAGUCUCACGAGAAACUUUGCGGAGACGAGAGUUGACAACGUCAAUUCUUUCGGACGAUGAGUCAACAUCGGCUGAACCAUGUUCUGACGAAGAAACGACACGCAACCUCCGUACCAAUCGCAGUAGUUUUUCCCAUCUCCGGAACUAUAUUGUAAAUCAUUUCCGGUCUGGUGUCAACAGCGACUUGAAAAGUUCUGACAGUCAGUUGGAAAACAGUAUGGACAUUUCUCUCCCAGCACGCAGAAAGAAAUCGAUAUACCGUAGUAUUAGAACAACGUACAUUUUCUUAGCCGUUUUCAUUGCAUUUCUGAUAAGUUUCCUGCCUUAUCUAAUUGUCAAUAUACUAAAAACAACAAAAACGGCCUUCCAUGAAUUUAAUUCCACAACAGAGGAGGUGAUUUAUAAUCUGUGUGUCCGGUCAUUUUUCAUCAGUAAUUUCAUCAACCCUAUCAUCUACAGCCUUUUGAACAAAAAAUUUCAGAAAGAAUGCAAGACAUUAUUCAGACGAUACUGUUGUCGAUGUUGUUUGAAAAGACAGAAGUCCCCAGCUACGAAUAGGCGAUGAAUCGAACAGAUUUCCAAUUAAUAUUUCAAAAUCCCGUUGACGCUUGAUUGCAGAUUCUUGCCGAUGUUUACGACACAAACGCUCAUGUGUGCUUGAUAUUUGGAUCAUUAUCAAAUUAUCAAGCGCGAGUUUGUUUUCGUCUACUUUUUGUUGUUAUUGUCGAUGUUUGUAAUAUGCAAGAAUGACAUUUUUUUGCUUCAUAUAUUUCUAACACUAGACGGAAAUGUUCGUUUUCAAAAUUCGUCUCACUUUCCAUUUGAUAGCCGGUUAGUCUGAAAUCAGGAAAUAACUCUCUGUUUUCCGUGAAAACCAAAUUUUUUACACUCCGUGAGUCAUUGAAUAUUCAAUGUCAUGAUUUUUUCCUUCAGAAAAUUUUUAUUGUUUCCCAAAACUAAACAAGUUGUUUUCUUCUUCUUAGAAAAUUGUUGCACUAAUUUUCCGAUGGGUUUGACGGACACUUGGGAAACGGGAAAUUCUCCGUUUUCCGUUUUCGAGUGAUGUGGCACUUAGACUCAUUACCAUAUGGUGAAGCAAUGACGAAUGAAUGUGGCCAAUAAGUAUAAUUAAAUAUAGAAUCAACAUAAUUAAAGGAAUUUGCCUUAUA